UAAAAAAUCCCCCGCAAGGUGUCUGUUCAAAAUCCAAGAUGGCGUCACAAAUGGCUCAGACAGAUUCAGGAGACGACUCUCUUUAUCCAAUAGCUGUGUUAAUUGACGAGCUAAGGAACGAAGAUGUACAGUUACGCCUUAACAGCAUCAAGAAAUUAUCAACGAUAGCACUAGCCCUUGGUGUUGAAAGGACCAGGACUGAGCUCAUCCCUUUCCUUACAGACACAAUCUAUGACGAGGAUGAAGUGCUGUUAGCUUUGGCUGAACAACUGGGAAAUUUUACUCCACUUGUGGGAGGACCAGAGUUUGUCCACUAUCUUCUGCCUCCUCUGGAGAGUCUGGCCACUGUAGAAGAGACUGUUGUCCGUGACAAGGCUGUUGAUUCUCUACGUACCAUAGCUGCUCAACACUCGCCAGCAGACCUGGAAAGUCACUUUGUUCCACUUGUGAAACGGUUGUCUGGAGGUGACUGGUUCACCUCUAGAACGUCAGCGUGCGGACUGUUUGCAGUGUGUUAUCCGAGAGUAUCAAAUACCAUCAAAGAUGAACUCCGGCUACAAUUUAAAAAUCUGGCGGGAGAUGACACACCGAUGGUUCGUCGGGCUGGUGCCGGAAAGCUUGGAGAAUUCGCCAAAGCUGUUGAGACAGACAAACUGAAGGGAGACCUUAUACCUCUGUUUACAGUGCUGUCUCAGGAUGAACAGGACUCUGUGAGAUUAUUGGCAGUGGAAGCCUGUGUCAGCAUCGCCUCCCUGCUUCCCUCGGAGGACACUGAUCAGUUUGUGAUGCCUACACUACGACAAGCAGCUGAGGACAAGUCCUGGAGAGUUCGCUACAUGGUUGCAGACAAAUUCAUUGAACUACAAAAGGCAGUAGGACCUGAAAUUACAAAGAAUGACCUAGUCCAGGCUUUCCAAGGGUUACUGAAGGAUUGUGAGGCAGAGGUCAGAGCUGCCGCGGCUCAUAAGGUCAAAGAUUUCUGUCAGAACCUGUCACCAGAUGUACGUGAGAGCGUGAUAAUGACUAGUAUCCUACCCUGUGUGAAGGACCUGGUUUCUGACGCCAAUCAGCAUGUCAAGUCCGCCCUUGCCUCUGUUAUCAUGGGCCUCUCACCCAUCCUUGGAAAAGACAACACAAUAGAACAUCUGUUGCCCCUGUUCCUUACACAACUGAAGGAUGAAUGCCCAGAGGUCAGACUGAACAUCAUCUCAAAUCUUGACUGUGUUAACGAGGUUAUCGGAAUCAAACAGUUAUCCCAGAGCCUUCUGCCGGCGAUUGUUGAGUUAGCCGAGGACACUAAAUGGAGAGUGAGACUGGCCAUUAUAGAGUACAUGCCCCUCCUAGCUGGACAAUUGGGUGUUGAAUUCUUUGAUGAAAAAUUGAAUUCUCUGUGUAUGACUUGGCUUGUAGACCAUGUGUUUGCUAUCCGAGAAGCAGCAACAUUGAACCUUAAGAAGUUGGUGGAGAAGUUUGGUUCGGACUGGGCUACCCAGACUGUUAUACCUAAAGUGAACUCCAUGGCGCGCGAUCUUAACUACCUACACAGACUAACAUGCUUAUUCUGUAUCAAUCUAUUAUCAGAGGCCCUUGGGUCGGAAAUUACAAACAAGAUGCUUUUGCCAACAAUUGUCAGUCUUGCAACCGAUUCAGUUGCCAAUGUUAGGUUCAAUGUCGCCAAAAGUCUUCAAAAAUUGGGACCUCAUUUUGACCAAACAACACUACAGGGACAGGUUAAAACUACGCUGGAAAAGCUGAAGACCGAUACAGAUAUGGAUGUAAAGUACUAUGCUGCGGAGGCAUUGGAUGUACUUUUUCAUAGGAAGUCAUAGUAGACAAUAUAGCUUUGAAGCUGAGCUAAGAAACAAAUCUAGAUAUUAGGUAAAAAUUUUCAACAAGUUAUGUGCUGUUUCUUCAAUGUUUGAUGUUGUGAAUUCUUUGGCAUGAAUCUUACCGACAUCGUGUUGUAUCCAUCGAUUGUCAUCAGUUUCAUCUGCACAGCAGACAAACAGACAGAUGCUGCACACAAAAGACUUGAGUGGACAAGAAGACAUGUAUACUUUGCACUAUAAUUGAAUAGGAAAUGUAUGUUACUGCAAUGAUCUUAACGCUACAGUAGUUUAUGAUGAGAGAAAAAUUGUCACAGGUUUCUGCAAAACAAUGAUUUUAAAGCCCUUGGACCAAGGAAAACUGAAAUCCCAGCAAACAUUUGGAUUUUUGCAGCAUCAAAGUUCUGAGUCGGCAAGAUGUUUAAAUGACCUUGACAUCAUGUGACCUGGUGACCUUUGUGACCCAAGAAGCUGCUUCAUUGUGAUUCUAGUAAAUACUGGUCUAACAGAUUAUAGUGAUUUAAUACUUAACAUACACUUGCUCAUAAGUACUGUUCUCUCUCAGUACCAGACACCCGAGGAAUCCUUUAAAGUGUCAAGAGUUUCUGAGAGCUAGAUAAUGUUAUAAUCACCUUCCUCUAAGGAAAUCAGGAUUCCUGUUCAGAUUUCUAUGUAACUGAAUGAAGACUGUUUACAUCAACCUGUUUUACAAGAGAAAUAAUACUUACAUUGUGUUUGUUUACGUGUGUGAAAAAAAUCAUUAAUAAUCAAGAGCAGUGUUUUUCUGUAAACAUUUGUACGGACAACAAAAGUUAAUUUUAACUGUUUUAGUUCACUGUUCUGGGAUGCAAUGUAGAUAUUGAUUGAUACAAUGUUUUUUGAGAUGCUUCCUCAUGAAGACGACAUUUAGCUAGCUAAUUUUGAUAAAUUAUUUGUGAUGAGGAAUUUAUAAAUUUUAAUUGUUUGAUGUAGUUUCUUGUUUUUCUUUCCACUUCGCCACAAUAACAAUGAGAUAGUACAUCCUUGUAUGGAAACUUUAUAUAUAGAUAUCUACAUCCUCGUCACCGUCUCAACACAGUGGUAUGGACAUUGUAUAGAUAUCUACAUUUACAUCACUUUCUGUCCAUACAUCAUUUACAAAUAUCCUAACAGGUCAUUUUUUGAGAAACAUCAAACAGCAGUAUUCAGGAUUGAAUAUCAACAUUGAUUGUAUCUGUGAAUUAGCUCUAGGGGUUCAGGCUUUAUUUGUGUAAAGUAUGAGAUGUUAUCAAAGUUGUCAAUUUUGCGUAUAAUUUGUUGAAUAAUAGAAUAACUUGAAAUUAUGCAUAUUAUUUCUAUCAGUUUUGAUGAUUAUAUGAUUAAUUUGUUUGCAUUAACAGAAUCCAUGAAAAUUGCACAUUACUACAUGUAUUUUAUAUGUCUCAACUUAAGUGCUAUUUAAGAUGUAAUUGAGGUUGAGAAAAAGUGGAAAAAUGAAAGGGAAAAAAAAAAUGAAAAAAAAAUGUGUGGUAGUGUCACAUGGUAUGAAUUUUGUUAGCAGUCGUAAUUGUUAUGUAUCUCCCCCCUAAAGUAAUAGGCUAAGACCAUAUAAGGACAUGUCAAAAUGGGUCAAAUCCAUAUAAGGGCAUGUCAUUAAUGGGUCAUAGCCAUAUAGGGACAUGUCGAAAUGGGUCAUAGCCAUAUAAGGACAUGGCAAAAAUGUUUUAUAUCCAUGUAAGUGUAUGAUUAUGACUAAGCCAUGCCCAUUAAAGGCAUAGUCUACUUAGGGGAAACAAAUUAUAGUCGAUGUCAUUAUGCAGAAGAUAUGGUUUAAUGUCCAUAAUAUAAAUCACAUAGGAUAGAUGUGUUCAAGUAGUUCAGUAUGGAAUUCUAUUGUGAACCAAUGGUGAAGAGAAUGCUUUAAACAAAUCUCCACUUUUAUCAUUACAGAAGGGAUUCUAAUGUUAUCGGGAUAGCGACAUUUUAUAUCUGAUCUGAUGAGAUUAAUUCUUAGGAGAAAUGCUGCUUUAUAUACUAACGAUGGAAAAAGGAAUUGGCUUCAGAAUACACUGGUCGUAAAAGCAAUAUGGACAUUAUAUUUAAAUAAAAUUAACUUAAGUAUA
Messenger RNA from Pecten maximus, 3928 nucleotides. RefSeq names its product serine/threonine-protein phosphatase 2A 65 kDa regulatory subunit A alpha isoform-like. Bases 39 to 1829 code for a protein of 596 amino acids. The record is from RefSeq and is a predicted model, not a curated record. Gene Ontology annotation, molecular function: protein phosphatase regulator activity; protein binding. Gene Ontology annotation, cellular component: protein phosphatase type 2A complex; cytoplasm. NCBI's taxonomy places the organism in Eukaryota, Metazoa, Mollusca, Bivalvia, Pectinida, Pectinidae. The transcript is spliced from 18 exons. Gene Ontology annotation, biological process: protein dephosphorylation.